ACUGUACUACGCCAACCCCAAAUCAUCGCCUUUCUUUGCAUACACGACUGACGAACCAUCAACCUGCACCGUGAAGAUAUUUACCCAACAGAACACCCCAGGAAAUUAGCAACAACAAAAAUACGGAAACAAACACCCACCCAACUACUGCUCAGCUCUACUCACCCUCCAACUCGGUUUAUACAACAAAAAGAAAUCAUCAAGAAAAUAAUGUCCACAUCAUCAACAACUCCGAUGGGCGCAGACGCCCUUCUGUCUGCAAUCACCCUUACGCAUCCCUAUCUUUUGCAACAAGAUCAACUUUCGCAACUGCUCGACCUGUCCAAUGCAGCAUCGACGGCCACAACUACUGUUGACAACACCACCGGUAACAAUUUCAUGAUCGACGACUGGCUUGCUGACGAGCUUCAACACUCUGGCAUCCUGACACAGCAACAGCAAGACUUAUGUUCUAUCUCUCCGUCUUCAUCUGUUGCUACCACACCUUCAAGCGAUGUGUCAACGCCAACUUCCUCGUUGUUGCCUCAGUCUCCUCCAUUGACUGCCAGUCCCGGCAAGGAAUGCGCUGGUAUUGUCAACCAACAACAAAAUCACUCGUCAUCUAUUUCAUCGUCACCUGGUGUUCCCUUGUUCCCUGACAUUUGGCCUGUUGUCAAGCAACAACUCCCCGUUGCUAUGCGACCUGUUGCCCCGGCACCUCCAGUUGGACAGCCACAGCAAUCGCAACAACAGCAACGUCGUCCCGUGCCUAUCAUGCCCAAGACCACGGAAAUGACCAUGUCAUCAUCAUCGUCAUCGUCACCUGGUGCCACGCCUGCCACACCGACCUCUUCGUCCACUAUUCAGGUCGCUGGUAGCAAGCGCAAGGCCAGCUGUUCGCUGAGCGAUAAGGAACAAGAUGAUAUUGCGGUGAAACGUCAGCGAAAUACCGAUGCUGCACGUCGAUCGCGUUUGAAAAAGUUGAUGAAGAUGGAAGCGUUGGAACAACGUGUAACCGAGUUGGAGGGUGAGAACUCCCGAUUGACCACACGCGUAGCCGUGCUCGAGUCAGAAAAGUCGGGUCUGGAAUCCAAGGACAAGGACUUGCAGGAACGUGUCCGCGUUCUAGAGGAACAGCUGGCUGAGGCCCACAAGGCUUUGACAGCAAAAUGUACUCAUUAGCUUUUUUUUACAAGAUUCUAGUAGCUAGCUCUCUCUACCCUCUCUCCAUCUUUUUUUUUAUCAUGUCAGUUUUUUUUUCUAUUCAUCCAACAGG
Molecule: messenger RNA, 1255 nt
Organism: Zychaea mexicana
Lineage: Eukaryota; Fungi; Mucoromycota; Mucoromycetes; Mucorales; Lichtheimiaceae
Exons: 1
Coding region: 211-1161 (316 amino acids)
Biological process (GO): regulation of transcription by RNA polymerase II
Cellular component (GO): nucleus
Molecular function (GO): DNA-binding transcription factor activity, RNA polymerase II-specific; RNA polymerase II cis-regulatory region sequence-specific DNA binding
Source: RefSeq, a predicted model, not a curated record